Molecule: messenger RNA, 900 nt
Organism: Suillus plorans
Lineage: Eukaryota; Fungi; Basidiomycota; Agaricomycetes; Boletales; Suillaceae
Exons: 1
Coding region: 1-900 (299 amino acids)
Source: RefSeq, a predicted model, not a curated record
AUGCCGAGGAUUAGAAACGACCCGAAUCUCAACGUUUGUCCGGACUACGCAUCGGAUGUCUUUGCCAACAUCCGCGCUCAGCUAGUCAAUGAAAACACCACUGAGGCUCAAGCAAUGCAAUUGCUUCGGAACAUCUGGGAGGCAAAUAAUAACGCUAUCAAGGUACUUUGGCAGCAACAAGUAGAUGAGGAUAGGGAACGCCAAGAGCAACGCCAAAGGCUAGACGAAGAUGAACAGGAGAGACUCGACCAAGCAAGGGUCGAAGAGGAAGAAGCAGCGCGCAAGGAGGAGAGAAAAAAGAAUAAGCAUAAAUUCAUUCCGAUACUUCAGACUGGGAUUCCGGACGAACCGGCAAUCACACCAUGCUCUUACGCCCUAAAGAAGCUGGACAAAGGUGAGUACGUUGAACUAUGGUACUUCACUAACGACGGCCUGGACGAGGCCAGCAUAAAGAAGACCAUUGACGACGACACCAUGAUCCUUUCAACUCUGGCAGAUGGCUCUACGGCCUGGGUCUCAUCGGCCUCCACACGCAGCGCUCGCUCGGUGGUCAAUGAUGAGAACUUACCGUUUGAAGAAUUUUGUCAAGCUUGUCCCUGUUUUCUGACCGCGAUCGAAGAGGCGGAAUGGCCAGAGGACAGGGUCCGGAUGAUGGCUCGCUUCUGGAUGAACAUUCAAGUUCACAAGUUUCGUUCACUCAGAGACCCCAUAGCGCAAAAGACGCUCUUAGUAUAUCAAGCGGAGCAACGAAGACGAUGGCACAUCGCAGCGAAGUCCUCUGUUGGACCUUAUGAUCUUUCCGAGGUCAACGAGAAGGUUCUCAAAGACACGAGGGACAGGGUAUAUUGGGACGAGCGCAGUAAGAGAGACAAUGAGCGUGAUUACAAGGUCAGAAUCUAA